Molecule: messenger RNA, 564 nt
Organism: Helianthus annuus (common sunflower)
Lineage: Eukaryota; Viridiplantae; Streptophyta; Magnoliopsida; Asterales; Asteraceae
Exons: 2
Coding region: 1-564 (187 amino acids)
Source: RefSeq, a predicted model, not a curated record
AUGAAUGGGCGCGACAGAGGACGUGGCGACAUUAACUUGACUAAAGACCAGCUCAUGACCCUGAUUAACGCAAGGGUGGCCGAGGCUCUGGCAGCCCAGCCAGGAGGUCAACCUGCUCAACCCCGAGCUUUUACCUUUAGGACAUUCAUGGAUUGUAAACCUCGCUUCUUCAACAGCACUGAAGGAGCGGUGGGUCUUCUACAUUGGAUCGAGAAGGUCGAAUAUUUUUUUGAGAUGUGUGAUUGCCCUGUCAACAAUCGAGUCAAGUAUGCAACCGGUACUUUAGAAGGAAACGCGCUUCCCUGGUGGAACGCACAGGUUCAGAUGCUUAGGUUGACAGCUACCCCAUGGAAUGAAUUCAAGGAUCUAUUGAAGGAGGAAUAUUUCCAUAGAGAAAACAUUCAGAAAAUUGAGGUGGAGUAUUACAACCUUAAGAUGGUCGGGUCUGAAAUCGAAGCUUACACUAAGAGGUCCAACGAUUUGGUUGCUCUUUGUCCUAAUAUGUCCGAGCCUUCUUACAAGAGAAUCGAGCUUUAUCUUAAAGGUUUAGCCCCCGAAAUUUAA